AUGUCAUGUCCGCCGCCUACGCUGCUGGACACUGCGGAUGAGGACGCACCCGGCGCGGCCGAGCUCCCUGUGCAAGUCGACAGUGACAGCGAUGCCGCGGACGCUGAUGGGCCUGCGGCGGAGUUGGCAGCAGGUGCCCUCCUGCAGGACCAUGCGGCCCCGCAUUUGGAGAAAGUGGUGGAGGCGCUCCGGUACCUCGAUGUCGACGCCCCGGUCAGGGGUGAGCAAGGCGGAUCCCUCAGCUUCGGCGCCUAUGUGCAUGUUCGCGCAGGGGUACGUGCGCUCUCGCGUGUGUACCCCACGCUGACACGGCUACUGACGCGAGUUCUGCGUCACCACUUCCCGGGGGACACCUUCACCACUCUGGUGGUCAAUUUCGACGUUUGUGCUGCCCCACAUCGAGACCAACAGAACUCUUGGUUGCCUAGCCUGCUCCUCCCGCUUACGCAGUUUGUUGGGGGUGGAAUUUGGGUGGAAUCCCCCACCGGAUUGGAGACACGCAUCUUCCGUGGACGACGGGUCCUGGGAGCAGUUGCGCCCUUGCGCGGGCCCACCAGACUCAGCGCGCGCAGCCUUCUGCAUGCCACGGAGCCCUGGCAGGGGUCCCGGGUCCUCCUCGUGGGCUUCCACUUGGCGGGGUUCAGAACGCUUCAGCUGCAAGAUCGAGCCUACCUCCAGCAGUUGGGCUUUCUGUUCCCGGAUGAAGAACAGGAGCGACGGGCGAUGCUGUCUCGGUGGACACCGCAUGGGACGCAGGUUCAACAGGCUCUACCUUGUUCCGCCCCGAAAUGGCCAGUAGGGAAGCUCCGACAUGGUUGUGGGCCCGACGUCUACUACAUCGACUAG
Symbiodinium natans is the source of this 846-nucleotide messenger RNA. The record is from the annotation of a GenBank genome assembly. Lineage: Eukaryota; Dinophyceae; Suessiales; Symbiodiniaceae.